UUUAGGGUUGCGGUUGUUUUCAUCGUCGUCUUCGUCGUGGACCAUGCGGGUGCACGAAUGUCGGAGAUCCUGAUUCGAGAAUUGCGAGUUCAACUCUGAGUUGAGACGGAGUCGAAGACGAAGAAGACGCAGGGAGGGGGUUUAGGGUUUAGCGGUCUCUGGCUGAGUUUCUCUCGGAGUCGUCGACGCUGGCUGGCUGAUUCCCUGCCUGCCUGCCUGCCUCGAUCGCAAUCAAUUGAUCAGCGCGGCGGAACCCGUUGCAUUACAAGUGCAUCACCAUGAAGCACCGUCAUUCCAUGCGCAAGCUGGGUCGGACAUCUGCCCACCGAUGGGCGCUGCUUAGGAAUCUCGUGUCGCAGCUUGUGCAGCAUGAGCGAAUCGAGACCACUGUUCCUAAGGCGAAAGAGUUGAGGAGAGUAGCAGAUAAUAUGGUACAACUUGGAAAAGAGGGCACUUUAGCUGCGCGACGAAGAGCUGCCGCGGUUAUCCACGGAGAUGAAAACCUGCACAAGGUCUUUUCAGAACUAGCUUUUCGUUACAAAGAUAGAGCAGGCGGGUACACUCGAGUGCUGGCUACGCGGUCUAGGCAAGGAGACGCAGCUCCUAUGGCUUACAUAGAGUUUGUUGAUCGACCGAAUGAACUUCGGGAAUCUAAGCCACCAGUUACACCACCUGCCCCAAGGGUCCCUUUACCUCCGUGGCUACAAGCCCGCCAUGCUCGCUGUUUUGCUCCUGCGGACUCCGGUCUAUAGGCUCUCGAAUAUCAACUGCAAAGCUAAUGGAAAUAACGAAUUAAAUGAAGAGGUUAGGCGUCUAUUGCGGAAAGAGUAAAGCAUUUGGCGACCCAGACGCCUGGGCAUUCUGAUAGUCUAGUUUCUGUAGGCCCUCGACUUGCCCUACUAGAUAAUACGACAUUCAACAUCUUGUUCCACCAAUGUGAGUGAGUGAACUCGCAAAUUACAUGAAAACGACUUGUCUGAAAAAUUUGACCAGGAAUCGAGUAUUUAUAUAUCCUUGUGAGAUUUAGUAGCCUAACUUUCAGUAGGAUAAUCCCUUGUAGACUUAUAAAUCUUAACUUCAACGUUUUGGCUUCA
This is a messenger RNA of Physcomitrium patens, 1094 nucleotides long. RefSeq lists its product as uncharacterized. Lineage: Eukaryota; Viridiplantae; Streptophyta; Bryopsida; Funariales; Funariaceae. Gene Ontology annotation, molecular function: structural constituent of ribosome. Gene Ontology annotation, biological process: translation. The record is from RefSeq and is a predicted model, not a curated record. Gene Ontology annotation, cellular component: cytosolic large ribosomal subunit; ribosome.